Molecule: messenger RNA, 2040 nt
Organism: Penicillium bovifimosum
Lineage: Eukaryota; Fungi; Ascomycota; Eurotiomycetes; Eurotiales; Aspergillaceae
Product: fungal specific transcription factor domain-containing protein
Exons: 5
Coding region: 1-2040 (679 amino acids)
Biological process (GO): DNA-templated transcription; positive regulation of transcription by RNA polymerase II
Cellular component (GO): nucleus
Molecular function (GO): zinc ion binding; sequence-specific DNA binding
Source: RefSeq, a predicted model, not a curated record
AUGUCUGCCGAUAUCCAGGGUAUACUUAACCGGUCGAAUCGGACUAUUUCUCGCACUGCAAGGCCCAAGAAGAGACCCGUUGCAAAAUCAAAUGCUCAGGGGAAAAGCCAUGCUCCAGAUGUCAAAGUGCAGGCUAUGGAGAUCAAUGCAGAUACGCGACCCGCGAUCGCAAACUAUUUGGAGCAGCUUUUGAAAGAUAGCCAGGAGCUGCAUGACCGUCGACGUCGUCUGAAACAGGACAAUCAACCAAACGGGGACGAGCAAAGCGUUGACUUCCAACAAGUUGGGCAUGAUUCCAACGUACCUACUGAGCCUCCAGUACAGGGCAUUCUACUAAAUGACAGGCCCUGGUUUCAAUCCAACGAUGCACCAAUAGUUCCUCUCUACAUUAGUGAAGCAACUUGCACAGCCUUUGCCACUCGUUUAUGCCGAUGCCUGAAAGCAACCAACACACCAACACCUCAUCUUCCCAGAUCCCGUUAUAUCGACGAGUCGGUGAUAGUAUCCUUACUUGACAGAGACUUACAAUGGCCAAGUCAUGUAAGCGCCCAGCUCAUGGUGAAGACUGCACUCGGCCAUAUCAUCCCAAGUUUCCACUUGGCCUUGAAAAAGGACACAGUGGACAUGCUCUACACCGUCUAUCAGAGAGGUGACUUUUGUAAUCCCGGUGUUAAGUGCAAAUACUUUGCUCUAUUUGCUAUCGCACAGGUUUACUCGACUCCUUACGAUCUUUCCGACACGUCAAAUAUACCUGGUUUGGCCUAUUUCGCCAAAGCGUUGAGCCUCAUUCAGGUCAUCCCUGAAAGACCAAGCAUGAUCCAUAUAGAGAGCCUGCUCUUGAUUGCCUACUACUACCAAUUCCUGAACCGAUUUCAUUCCGCCUACCUUUUGAUUGGGAAUGCGUUGCGACUCAGCCUUAGCAUAGGACUCAACUACAAUAUUCCCCAAGCCCAGGGCCUACAUCCAGUAGCACGAGAACACCGCAUCCGAAUAUGGUGGACCAUUUAUGUGCUUGACCGGUUCUGGGGUUCGAAGUCGGGGUUUCCUGUACAGAUCCACGAUGCAGAUAUCCACGUUGACAUACCGUCCACCUCGAUAUCUGAAACUUAUCACGAACAAUUCUCAGAUGGCGCGUACCAAGUGGGAGCAAUAGAGCUUGCCAGAAUCAUGGGCAACACGACAGGAGAGAUAUACUGCGGAAGAAUCUCGGCGGAGACCUUUCUACAUCGUGAACAAAGGCUUUUGACUCAAUUGAAACAAUGGGCUGAAUCUAUUCCCAGCCAUUUGCGGCUCAGGGAGGAUAUACCAAACACGAAACAUCUUGUUCAGAUGCAUCUUCAAUUCAAUUUUUGCGUCAUCCUGGCUAUCCGACCAGUUCUCCUGCAUGUUCUCACUUUGAAGACUAAAGACCAAUGCAACCAAUCUGCAGACUUCACCUCGCCAGUCCUGAUCACCUUAUCUGAAGCAUGCAUCCACGCAGCACGACACACUCUAGCACUGUGUGUAAAUGAAUGGACUGGCGGAUCCCUCGCCGUAUUUGGCUACGCUUUUCCUGCUUUUCUCUUCUCCGCUGCACUGAUUCUGGUCAUUUCGAGCCUUCUGCCCCUCGGAGACCCCAACGACCUUGCAUCGGCCGCAACCGCACUGGAAAUCCUAAAGAACCUCAGCUUGUCAGAUAAUCUCGCGUCGAGAGACCUUUACGAACGACUACAGAUGGUGCUCCAAUAUCUUCGGUGCAGUCCACUCUGUAAUGCAUUGCUAGCUCACAGCGCGGACAAUGCUGCAGAUGCAGAUUUGUCGACAGCUGAGCCUUCUGAAUUACAGCCAGGACGGGCUUUAAGCAAUCUUCAAUCCUCGAGGCCCUUGGAAGACUCGGGUGAGACGAAUGUUCCCUAUCUCACCGCGGAAAUGGCUCUUCAUCAACCGACCAUGCUGGAUUUUUUGACUCAGUCUUCCGUGGAUUUCGGACUUGAACCGACGGAUUUUCUCAAUGAUUUCGAUCUGGCUUUCUCCAUGUCUUCCGAUUCACCCUUCACCUGA